CACAAAUUACUUCCCUUCAAGUUUUAUCAGCAUUGAAGUCAAAUUGUACAAAGACACAUAGAUGCGGCACAAAAACAAGUGAGGAAACAACUCCUCAAAAGAGAUUAGAGAGAGAGUUGAUUCGAUUCUCAAUCUCAUUUUAGGGUUUUACUACAUUCGAAUUUGAAGAAGAAAUCAAUAAACGACGAAUACAUGGAAAACAGUAACUCGGAGCAGACAGUGCAAGAUGGCAAACUCUACAGACACCUCAAUUCUCUAAUCGUCGCUCAUCUUCGUCACAACAAUCUCAUUCAGGCUGCAAGUUCUGUUGCUUCAGCAACAAUGACACCUCUGAAUGUGGAAGCUCCACCCAACAGGCUUCUUGAAUUGCUUUCUAAGGGUCUUGCAGCGGAAAAGGAUGACGUUUCAAGAGGGACUUCAUCUUCUCCUUUUCAUGAUUUGGGUGGAUCAUUGCCUUUGCCUCGUCCCAGUGCAACAGUCAUUGAUUUCAGCUCUUUGCCAGAUUUAAAAGGUCCGUCAAAAAGUUUCCCAAAGCACGAGACAAGACACCUUUCGGAACACAAGAAUGUUGCCAGAUGUGCUAGGUUUAGUCCUGAUGGAAGGUUUGUUGCCACUGGAAGUGCAGAUACAUCAAUAAAGCUAUUUGAGGUUUCAAAGAUCAAGCAGAUGUUGCUCCCAGAUGCAAAGGAUGGUCCUGUGCGGUCGGUUGUAAAAACAUAUUAUGACCAUAUACAACCAGUGAAUGAUCUGGAUUUUCAUCCGCAAGGUACUAUCCUGGUUUCUGGAGCCAAAGAUCAGUCAAUAAAGUUUUUUGAUAUUUCAAAAGCCAAUGCCAAGAGAUCAUACAGGGUUAUCCAGGACACGCACAAUGUUCGUUCUGUAUCUUUUCACCCCUCAGGAAACUUUCUUUUGGCAGGCACUGAUCAUGCAAUUCCACAUUUGUAUGAUAUAAAUACCUUUCAGUGUUAUCUGUCAGCAAAUGUCCCAGAUGUUAACCCUAAUGGAGCCAUCAACCAGGUUAGAUAUUCUUGUACAGGUUCCAUGUAUGUUACAGCAUCUAAAGAUGGUGCUAUUCGAUUGUGGGAUGGCAUCACUGCCAAUUGUGUGCGCUCAAUAACUGCAGCACAUGGAACAGUAGAGGCUACCAGUGCAAUUUUUACAAAAGAUCAAAGGUUUGUCCUCUCCUGCGGGAAGGACUCUACCAUAAAGCUUUGGGAGGUUGGCUCUGGAAGAUUAGUCAAACAGUAUCUUGGUGCCAUGCAUACACAACUAAGAUGCCAGGCUAUUUUCAAUGAGACAGAAGAAUUUAUUCUAUCCAUAGAUGAACUGAACAAUGAGAUCGUUAUCUGGGAUGCAAUGACAACAGAAAAAGUAGCAAAAUGGCCUUCGAAUCAUGUUGGUGCACCACGCUGGCUUGAACACUCACCAGUAGAGUCUGCUUUUAUUUCAUGUGGAACUGAUAGAUCAAUUCGGUUCUGGAAAGAAACUACAUAAAGUGGAAGGAGGUUUAAUGCAUAUAAAGUAUUUUAAGAGACCACUGAAUAAAGUUUAUCAGAAAAUCUCUCUCUCCCUCUCAAUAUUUCUGGCACUAUUUUACCCUGCAGAAUUAGUUAAUGAAUUCACCGCAUAAAUGGUAGAAUUAUGUUAGUUUCUGCUGAUGUGGGGCGCUUAGUUUUUGAAGUACAUGAUAAAAACUGAUGAAUGUAUAUUGUUGGCAGGUCUAUUUUGCAUUGCCUAUUUUUGAGUAAAUGGUCAGAUUAGUUCUUAAAACUGUAAUUUAUCAGUCAAAUGUAUUGUCAUGUUAUGUAGUUCAGGGAUUAUUUGAUUAAUGGAAUAUGCAUUCAGGAUUAAUUUGACAAAUAUAAUCAAAGAGUCAAAUGUAUUGUCAUGUUAUGUAGUUCAGGGAUUAUUUGAUUAAUGGAAUAUGCAUUCAGGAUUAA
Cicer arietinum (chickpea) is the source of this 1940-nucleotide messenger RNA. Its product is annotated as cleavage stimulation factor subunit 50. Gene Ontology annotation, molecular function: protein binding; RNA binding. Gene Ontology annotation, cellular component: mRNA cleavage stimulating factor complex. Gene Ontology annotation, biological process: mRNA 3'-end processing. The record is from RefSeq and is a predicted model, not a curated record. NCBI's taxonomy places the organism in Eukaryota, Viridiplantae, Streptophyta, Magnoliopsida, Fabales, Fabaceae.